AUGUUCGGCACGAGUUCGCGCGUUUCGAUAGAAUCAAACGCCGAGAAGAUCGCACAGUCUGUCGUGUUGCUUAUUGAUCACUGUGCCACUGAGAACGGCGAUGCCUGCUCCCGGCCCAGGUCGAUCGACGCUGAACUCCCCUGGCCCCCACGAAAGGCGGAAGAUCAAACAGGACACCAGGCUGAGAGUGGUUCGGGGAUUUGCUUACUCGAGAUCAAGCGCGACAUGGCCCAGCUCCUCUCGCGGUUAAUCGUCCCAUGUGAAGGCACCAGGUCUCAGUUCAUGAGCAUGCCUUUGACGCACCCACAAGCGGCAAGCAACAUCCCUUUGACGGGAUUACUGCGGCAAUGA
Messenger RNA from Diaporthe amygdali, 351 nucleotides. RefSeq lists its product as uncharacterized. Bases 1 to 351 code for a protein of 116 amino acids. The record is from RefSeq and is a predicted model, not a curated record. The transcript has a single exon. NCBI's taxonomy places the organism in Eukaryota, Fungi, Ascomycota, Sordariomycetes, Diaporthales, Diaporthaceae.